UGUUCAACUGUUAUUUCAAUGAAUUAGUUUCGUAGUCGGAUGAAUGAGGUAUUUGACCAGUAUUCGACUUUGUUGAAUUUCUUCUCAAAUAUUCUAUGCUAUAAAAAUGACAAACGCGACCUUUGCGAUAUUACUGGUCGGUUGCGCCAUAGCAUCUGCUUUGUAUUAUUUCUUUGGAAGCAGUGAAGAACAACCGCAACCGCAACAUUCUUAUAACAAUGGUAGAAGCAGAAGUCCAAGAAAUGAUACCUAUGACGAUAAGGACGAAUAUAGAGAUGGUUGGCCAAGUAGAAGGCUGUGUAGGUCUAGUAGAGGAAGAUCUGACGGGAAUUGUUCUAUAUGCUUAGAACCAGUAAUGCCAGGGCGUAAUUUGAAGACAACGCCUUGCAAUCAUGUUUUUCAUGAGGACUGUCUUUAUGGAUGGAACGGCCAAAAAGAUAAGAAAUCGUGUCCAAACUGCAGACAAUUAUUAUAAUAAACUGUGAAAUUCCACUGAAAACAUGGUUUGAGUAUAAUGCUU
This is a messenger RNA of Dufourea novaeangliae, 520 nucleotides long. Its product is annotated as E3 ubiquitin-protein ligase RING1-like. Gene Ontology annotation, biological process: protein ubiquitination. NCBI's taxonomy places the organism in Eukaryota, Metazoa, Arthropoda, Insecta, Hymenoptera, Halictidae. Gene Ontology annotation, molecular function: ubiquitin protein ligase activity. The record is from RefSeq and is a predicted model, not a curated record. The coding region runs from base 107 to 475 and encodes 122 amino acids. The transcript is spliced from 3 exons.